Messenger RNA from Empidonax traillii (willow flycatcher), 3326 nucleotides. RefSeq names its product tubulin tyrosine ligase like 7 (gene TTLL7). Gene Ontology annotation, molecular function: tubulin binding; tubulin-glutamic acid ligase activity. Gene Ontology annotation, cellular component: cilium. Bases 261 to 2999 code for a protein of 912 amino acids. The transcript is spliced from 23 exons. NCBI's taxonomy places the organism in Eukaryota, Metazoa, Chordata, Aves, Passeriformes, Tyrannidae. The record is from RefSeq and is a predicted model, not a curated record. Gene Ontology annotation, biological process: microtubule cytoskeleton organization; protein polyglutamylation.
CUAGAGUUUGGAUGGUUUGGAUAUAUUCCACGUACUUCCAAAGGGAUUUGCCCAGCACUUUGGGAGUGUCAGAAGAGGCCAGGAGACUGAGCCUGUCAGCAGUUAUUAGAUAUCUAUCCGUUCCAGAACUAAUUUUUGCUACAACCAGAGACUGAAAUGGCAUGACUGGAGUUUUAAGUAAUUUGACUUCGAUAGUUUCACCAUUUUCUGAGAACUUGGAACAGAAUUUGAACUCAACUUCUGCGCUAUCCUAGGUUAUAAUGCCGUCCUUUUCUAAUGAGGGAGAUAACCGUGGAACUGAUCCUCUGACUUUGAGAGCGGAACUAUCCUAUCAAGGCACAACUAAAAGAAAAGUGAAAAAGAAGAAGAACAAUGGAGUCAUCACUGCGAAUAUCUCUGGCACAAAAUACGAAAUCGUACGUAUAGUAGUAAAAGAAAUGGGAUUUAAGAAAGCACCCGAUGAAGAUGAAACAGCUAAUCUUAUAUGGAGUGAUUGUGCUGUGCAACAGGAGAAGAUUGCUGAGCUUCAGAACUAUCAGAGAAUCAACCAUUUUCCAGGAAUGGGAGAGAUAUGCAGAAAGGAUUUUCUGGCAAGAAACAUGACUAAAAUGAUCAAGAGUCAGCCUCAGGAGUACAGUUUUAUUCCUCGGACGUGGAUCUUCCCUGCAGAAUACACGCAGUUCCAGAACUAUGUCAAAGAACUGAAGAAGAAACGUAGACAGAAAACUUUCAUAGUCAAACCAGCCAAUGGUGCAAUGGGACAUGGGAUCUCUUUAAUAAGAAAUGGAGAAAAGUUACAAGCUCAGGAUCACUUAAUUGUUCAGGAGUAUCUUGACAAACCAUUUCUUAUGGAAGGCUACAAGUUUGAUUUACGUGUGUAUAUUCUUGUAACCUCCUGUGAUCCAUUAAAAGUAUUUUUAUAUCACGAUGGACUGGUGAGAAUGGGCACGGAAAAGUAUCACCCCCCCAGUGACUCAAAUUUGAGUCAAUUGUAUAUGCAUCUGACUAACUACUCUGUCAAUAAACAUAAUGAACACUUUGAACGGGAUGAAACAGAAGACAAAGGAAGCAAACGCUCCAUAAAAUGGUUUACUGAGUUUCUAGAAACAAAUAAUCUUGAUGUCUCCAAAUUCUGGAGUGAUAUUUCAGAGCUGGUAGUGAAGACUCUCAUCGUUGCAGAGCCGCAUGUUCUUCAUGCUUAUCGCAUGUGCAGGCCGGGCCAAGCCCCAGGAAGUGACAGUGUCUGCUUUGAAGUCCUGGGAUUUGAUAUUCUGCUGGACAGAAAGCUAAAACCAUGGCUCCUAGAGAUUAAUCGUGCCCCAAGCUUUGGAACAGAUCAAAAAAUAGACUAUGAUGUAAAAAGAGGUGUUCUGCUGAAUGCAUUACAACUUCUCAACAUACGGACAAGUGACAAAAGGAGAAAUUUAGCUCAACAGAAGGCUGAGGCUCAAAAAAGACUGUAUGGCCAAGGGUCAAUGAAGAAACUGCUGCCAGGUUCCUCAGACUGGGAGAAGCAGCGCCACACGCUGGAAAGGAGAAAAGAAGAACUGAAGGAAAGACUUGCACAAGUACGUAAACAGAUUUCCAAAGAGGAGCAUGAAAAUAGAAACAUGGGGAACUACAGGCGAAUUUACCCUCCUGAUGAUAAGACACUGCUUGAGAAGUAUGACAGUUUGUUGGCCACUGCUUUCCAGACCUUUCUUGCUGGAAGAGCAGCUUCACUGCAGCGGGAAAUGAAUAAUCCUUUAAAAAGGAUGAAGGAGGAGGACAUUUUGGAUCUUCUGGAGCAGUGUGAAAUAGAUGAUGAAAAGCUAAUGGGAAAAUGCACCAGGCAGCGAGGACCUAAGCCCCUGUGUUCCAUGCCAGAAAGUGCACAUUCCUCAAGGAAAACCAAGAACCGCAGCAGUGACAGCAGCUGUGACAGCGGCAGCUGCGUGUCAGAAUCGGGAGAGGAAACUGAAAAGGAAGAUCACAAUGAAAAAAAAGAGAAAAAAGUUUCAUAUGAUCUUGAAGAAAAUAAAUACAAACCUUUGGAACGAUCAGGGAGAAUGAACUGGAAACCUUCCAAUAAAAAUGUAAAAUCUCCAUCGUAUUCGUCCCCCACCUCCUCCACAGGUGCGAUGAGGCGUUCUGUGAGCUGCCCUCGCUCCAUAGCAGUACUCACUGUGCAGUCACAGGCGGCUGAGCAUCGGCCCUGCUCAGCCAAAGCCUCCCUGCAAAUGCAGCGCACCUCCUCGGUCAGCAGGUCUCACUCUUUAAAUCGUAGCCCAUCUUCGGCCAGAGUCUCUCAGACAGCCACCUUGGGAACCAUGAACUCUUCAGGGAGUUUUCCAUCUUUAAAGUCAGUUAAUAGAACUGGAAAGACAGUAAGAUUGUGUCUUCACAACACCGCGUUAAAGAGUGAGUCUUUGCUGCAACAGAAAACAAGAGAGCAAGAGGCUGCUUUGACAAAAGAGACUCUUCUCUUAAUCAAUGACAUGAGAAUCAAGUUCCCAGGAAAAUCAGAUGAAGAAACUGAAUUAAUUAUAGAAGAUAUUAUGGAUAAUUGGAAGUAUCACAAACCAAAAGUAUCAUUCUAUUGGAUGGUAAAACUGGAUCCAGCAAAGCAGCGAAAAGUUUUGGAUAUAGUCAGGACAAGUGUUCGUGCGGUUCUCCAGCACGUCUGGAAAGCUCCAGACAUCGAGAGUUUGCAUCUGUACCGCCUUUUUGACCGUGUAUUUAAUCGCUUACUUUGGAGCCGUGGCCAAGGCCUGUGGAACUGUUUCGGGAAUUCAAGGAGCUCUUGGGAAACCACGUUCAGUAAAAGCACAGAGGUGGUGACUCCUGAGCAACUCCAGUGUUGCCGACGAAUAGUACAGCUUUGUAAACGCUGCCUGCUGGUAGUUUACAAAUACUCAUCAGAUUCAAGAGGAUCCCCGACUGGGAUCAGCCACCACUGGGAUGAUACAAGAUCCCUCAAAGUCACUGUUUCCAGAUUUGCAUUCCUAGAGGUAUCCUAGCAUGUCAGAUACUUGUGGCUUCACAUUCGCAGUGGGAUGCUGUAGGGGCACAGCUCCAGCCAAGGGUCAGGUAUUUAUUGCCAGGACCUUCACUGUUCAUCCUGAAAUCAUCCUCAUCCAAACUUAGCUGCAGUUCAUCUGGAAUGCCUCGCCCUAACAUUCUGUUCACACACAGAUACAGUCACUUGUGAAGUAAAAGGAAAGUUGCUCUUUGUAAAUAAUAGCACCAAUAUUUUUUUUUUCAGUUUAAAAUUUGUGAUGAAGCUAAAUAUAAACACUGUUAUAUAUUUCCUACCAUCAUAUUAUAAUAAAAUUUAGCUUAAAACC